AUGGCUGAGACCAUCCAUGGAGGCCUCGGGCCCCCAGCCUCGAUCCAUGCCACCAAAAAGGACGGCUCGCUCAGCACGCACGAGGCAGCGAGCCCUCGGCAGAGAUUAACAGGAGAGCUCUGCUUCAUCUGUGGCAAGAGGGGGGCCACCAUCAACUGUGCAGAGAUGGGCUGCGACCGCAGCUUCCAUCUCCCCUGCGCUUCCAAGGGUGAAUGCGUCACCCAGUACUUUGGAGAGUACAGGUCCUUCUGCAUGGAGCAUUGCCCACAGCAGCCAGUGGAGGCAGCACCGGCGCAGGACACGACCUGCAUCAUCUGCAUGGACCCCGUGGGGGACAGCGUGUCCUACAGCACCAUGGUGUGCCCAGCCUGCCAAAACGCCUGGUUCCACCGGGCUUGCAUCCAGGUAGGAGCCCUUCCUCACCCCAUGAGCACAGCAGGUGCUCAGCAGCACCAGGCCUGGCUCACACUCACCCUUCUGUUUCUGCUGCAGGAACAGGCCAUGAGCGCCGGUUGUUAUCAAUUCCGAUGCCCCCACUGCAGAGAUAAAUACAAGUUUGUUAUGGAGAUGUGCUUUAUGGGGAUCCGAAUCCCAUUCAGACAACCAACAUGGGAAGACAACGAUGCCUACGCAUCACUACCGGAGAGGCACGGGAGCUGCGAUGCCAGCGUCUGCCUUUGCCCACAUGGCAGAGAGCAGGCAGAGGAAGAGGGGCCCUGGCAGCUGCUCCUCUGCAGCUCCUGUGCCGCACAAGGCACUCACCGGUGCUGCUCCAACUUGAGCGACAGCACAACCAGCUGGGAGUGCAACGCCUGUGCUGGAGAGGGCACCGCCUCCAGCACCAACUCAGGCCUUCCUGGCUGCAGCACCACCAGCCAGGCACCAUCGGGGCCAGCUAACUCUUCCCCCGGGCCUGAGAGCAGCGGCCUGUCCAGCCAGCGCAGGUCAGACCGGAGGAGAAUGCGCCCGCGUGCACAGCGGGAUGAAGAUGACGAGCCGCGACCACACCGUGGGAGCAGCCGAGACAUCAGCGUCCUCGAGGCGCAGACAGGGACAGCGGGCCCGGACAAGGAGCCGCUCUCCGUUGCAGCGCCGGGCCCCAGAUUCUCCAAGCCAGCCCCGAACACGCCGUGGGAGCAGGCAGGCACCAGCCUCAAGGGCUGA
Molecule: messenger RNA, 1164 nt
Organism: Tympanuchus pallidicinctus (lesser prairie-chicken)
Lineage: Eukaryota; Metazoa; Chordata; Aves; Galliformes; Phasianidae
Product: PHD finger protein 7-like
Cellular component (GO): nucleus
Source: RefSeq, a predicted model, not a curated record